ACAAAUAAUAAAACAAAAAAACAAAUAAUAAUGAUCCAAAUUCGUUUAAUCGUUGGUUGUUUGAUCUUGUUUGUAAUAAAUAUUUUUAUCGUAACUAAAGUCCACUGCGAUAUUGGACGACGAAUCGAUAUCGAUGAUGAUUUAUCCAGAUUUAUUGCCAAUAAUCUUGAUGAUUAUUGGCAAAAUAUGACAAGAAUAUUACAAACAAAUCUUUGGCAAAAUAAUCAACAAAUUUUAGAACGUUUCAAGCGAAUUAUCGUUCGUGAUAAUUUACAGAAUCAGAUUCGUUCUGAAUGUUUAAAUAUUAUUGAAUAUAUGAUACGAAAUCCAAUCGAAAAAGAAUGGACAGCAAAAAUAAUCGAUUCAGGUAUUUUUAAUCGUCCGAUCGGCCUGUUAUCCGGUACAACAACCGAAUUAGGUGAUUUUGAUCAAUGUUUAUCCAUACGGAAUAAAUUUCAACAAAAAAAAUUUGUUGGUCGUUAUUGUUUGGCAACAAUAAACCUGCCACGUACAAAUAAAUUCCAACAUCCAAUUGGAAUUCAAAAUAAUCAUUCCCAGUUGGAACAUGAAUGGUUAAUUGAUUAUAUUGAACAAUGGUAUCAAAAUGAUAAUUAUUAUUCAAUAGCAACGGCCAUUUGUUUUCCAUCCAUAUGUAAUGAACGGGAAAUUCGUCAACUGUUGAUUUCAUAUUACGAUGUUCUUCGAACGGUACAUUUCAAUGUUACUUAUUGUCAGUCGAACGAUGGUUAUGAUGAUCAGCAACCAUCGUCAACAGAUAAUUUCGGCCUUCGUGUUGCAUGGACAAUCCUAUUAACACCAUGGUUUCUAAUAAUACCGGCAACAAUUUUUGAAAUGAUUUUUGGUGAUAAAAAUUAUUCAUAUUUUUAUAAAAUUCUACUUUGUUUUUCAUUGAUCAAAAAUAAUCGUUAUUUAUUUCAAAUUAAAUCGACAAAAAUAUCGAUGGUUGGACAAACACAACAACGUCAAGAAUUUCGUUUUAUUCAUGGUAUUCGUGCAUUUGGUGCAUUGUUUAUAAUGAUGGCACAUGCUGGUGGUUUGGUAUUGGUUCCAACAUUAAUGCCCGUAUCGGUUAUUGCACGUUUUCCCAAUGAUGCAAUUCAAUUAUCUCGAACAUUAAUGGCACAACCAUUUUAUAAUGGUGCAUUAGUUGUAAUGACAUUUUUCCUGAUUAGUGGAUUUCUUUCCACUUAUCUAACGGCAUCAACGAAAAAUCUUAAAAUUGGAUUCCUGCCUUAUGUUCUAUUACGUUGGUUACGUUUAACACCAUCAUUAAUUGGUUUGAUUUGUCUGAAUAUCGGCCUCGAAUCAUUAGGUAAUGGACCAUUAUUUCAUCAUGAUUUAUUAUGGCCAACAUUACGUCCUUGUUAUGAAAAUUGGUGGAAACAUUUACUUUAUUUUAGUAAUUAUAUACCUGUUGAAGAUAUGUGUAAUAUAUCCACAUGGUAUUUGGCAGCUGAUUUACAAAUUCAUAUCAUCGCUUUUUUUGUAUUGAUUUUGUAUACAAAAAAUCAACGUUUAGCAAUGAUAUUUUGUUGGAUAUUUGUCGGUAUCGGUAUGUUAUCGAUAAUAAUACCAAUUUCAAUUGGAUUAGUUAAACUUCCAUUGAUACAAAUUAUUAUGUAUACUAAAUACAGAUUUCCAAAUGACGCAUUAAAUUUUAUUUAUUUUGCAUGUUUCAUGCAAUUCGUACCAUAUUUCAUUGGCUGUUCGAUUGGUUUUGUAAUCCUUGAGAAUCGUUUACUUAAAUUUACAAAGGUUUGUUUAUGUCAAAAAUUGUCCAGGAAAUUAAUUUUUCUUCUGCUCCACACCCAAAUACACCCAACCUGAACACCAAACAAUCAAAAUAGUGGCAAGAAAUCCUGAUAUGGUCAUUAUCAUCAAUAUUCUUAUUGACCAUACCA
Messenger RNA from Dermatophagoides pteronyssinus (European house dust mite), 1922 nucleotides. Its product is annotated as nose resistant to fluoxetine protein 6-like. The record is from RefSeq and is a predicted model, not a curated record. Gene Ontology annotation, molecular function: acyltransferase activity, transferring groups other than amino-acyl groups. Lineage: Eukaryota; Metazoa; Arthropoda; Arachnida; Sarcoptiformes; Pyroglyphidae.